AUGGAUGGAUAUGCUAUACUCUCAAGGAUUGGUGAAGGUGCUCAUGGCGUUGUCCUUAAGGGUAGACAUAAAGAGACUGGCAAGUUAGUUGCUCUUAAAAAGGUUCCUUUGCGAAAACUUGAUGAGGGAUUUCCACAUGUAGCCCUGAGAGAAAUAAAGGCAUUGCAAUUGACCUCCCAGCACCCUAAUAUUGUGCAUCUAUACGAAGUGUUUCCCCAUGGGAUGGGUUUUACGUUGGUUUUCGAAUAUAUGGAGACAGACUUGAGCGAAGUUCUCCGAAAUACAGACUCACCAAUGUGUGAAGGAAUAAUAAAAAGUUACCUUAUUAUGCUCUUGCAGGGUGUCAGCUUUUUGCACGCAAAUAGCAUAAUGCAUCGCGAUUUAAAGCCUGCUAAUUUGUUAAUUGAUAAUAAUGGCAUAUUGAAAAUAGGAGACUUUGGCUUGGCAAGAUUAUUUUCAAAGGAUGAAAAAAAACUGUAUAGCCACCAGGUGGCAACUCGAUGGUACCGAGCUCCCGAACUACUAUAUGGGGCGAGGAUGUAUUCUGAAAGUGUUGAUCUAUGGGCAAUUGGUUGUAUACUAGGUGAACUACUUAACAACUCACCGUUAUUCCCAGGGGAAAAUGAUAUUGAACAACUGUGGUUUGUGAUUCGCGUUCUCGGAACUCCAACAGAAGAUACUUGGCCUGGUCUUGAACAGUUGCCGGACUACAAUAAAAUCACAUUCACGCACUGCGAACCGGUGCCUUUGAAAGAUGUUCUUAUUUGUGCAUCCUCGCUGGCUGUGGAUCUGCUGAGCAAGUUCUUGUGCUAUGAUCAGAACAAAAGGAUAGCUGCUGACAACGCGCUGCUGCAUGACUUCUUCCUAAAUGAGCCACUACCCGUCCACCCCUCGCGUCUUCCCGGUUCCUCGGCCAAUCGGAAAGCCACCGCUCCGAAUUCCGCAGCCCACAUCCGCUAUGAAAACUGCCUGAAGACGCCAAUCACCAGCCUGCUUGCUCCGCCAGAAUUUUUCGACGAAGCGGCGGCAUACGCCCCGUCUUCGGAUGACUGA
Mesocestoides corti is the source of this 1053-nucleotide messenger RNA. The record is from the annotation of a GenBank genome assembly. NCBI's taxonomy places the organism in Eukaryota, Metazoa, Platyhelminthes, Cestoda, Cyclophyllidea, Mesocestoididae.